This is a messenger RNA of Cherax quadricarinatus, 11056 nucleotides long. Its product is annotated as putative leucine-rich repeat-containing protein DDB_G0290503. The record is from RefSeq and is a predicted model, not a curated record. Lineage: Eukaryota; Metazoa; Arthropoda; Malacostraca; Decapoda; Parastacidae. Gene Ontology annotation, biological process: regulation of DNA-templated transcription.
CAAUGUAGGUGUAGGAGGGAGAGUGUUAGGGCGGUGGAGGCCACAUGGACGUGUUGUUGACAGUGUUGUGAGAGAUAGUGAAGGAGACGUGUUACCCUCGCUCACUUUACUACAAAUGUAAUGGACAGCAUAUUCAUAUCAUAAACACUGAAAGACAGAAAUGGUUUUGUUGAGUGAAACUUUAAGUUGUGAUGAACAGAAGUGAGUAACUACUGGUUGUAAAGUUGUGAGAUACACAGAUAGUGGAGUGCAGGAAACAUUACAAGUGUAGUUGAAUCAUCCAUCACCACCAUGAGCAAGUUAUUUCCCAUGUUCAAGAGGAAGGGGAAAAGCAAGGAAGAAGAAGUGGAGGAAGAAUCUAAGAAGAGACAUAUAAAAGCUAGCAAACACCUUAAAGAUCAUCACCAGAGCCCCUCUCCUAUAGUGGCCUCUGACACGGCCAAACCAAUAAAAAAACGAAAAGCAAAAGAAGGAAAGCGCAAAGCUCCUAUCCCUGGAGAAAAGGAAAAUAAACUGAUUGCAUUUAACGUGGAAGCACAACGUACGAGAGACUUCUAUGUUGAUGACAGCGGCAGCGUGAGACAGAGCCUCUCACAGCAUGGGUCAAAGGAGCAUCAUGAGGGAGACAUCUAUGAGGAUGAUAGCAGUGAAGCCCAGUUUGGUCCAUGUGUGCAGUUAGCAGAGGAUAGUCUCCUUGCUAGGAAAGAUGAUCUUGGUACUUAUAUACAUGAUACAUAUGCUUUAGAGAUGGAAAUUAAGCCUGAAGUCUUAGACAUGACAAAUGGUUGUGCAAGUCCUGGAGGCAAACAAAGCUUGGAUGUGAGUGCUGAUACAAGUGAACAUAGCUUACAGGAGACACUUCUUAGUGAUGGACAUACAGAUAAAAACCUCACUCAUAGUUAUUUAAAUUCCAGUGAAAAAGAAAUAGGCAUGGAAGAAGUUCUUAAUGAGAAUAUAUUGAAUGCCCAGGAGGUUCAUGGCAUUGCUGGUGAGAAAACAGCAACUUCCUCUGGUGACUUAGAAGCAAACCAAGAACCCACAUUGAGCAAGUCUGACAUCCACCUCACAAGUGAUGCUCAGGAAGACGUACACACAGCAAGUGAUGCUUGGGAAGAUGUACACACAGCAGUUGAUACUCAUGAAGAUGUACACACAGCAGGUGGUACUCAUGAAGAUGUACACACAAGUGAUGCUAAUGAAGUCUCACACCUCACAAGUGAUGCUUUUGAAAAUGAGGUUGAAUCAAAUAAUUCUCAUGAUGUAAAUAGCAUUGGUAGAACAGAAGUGAGAGACUAUACUGGUGAAGAAAUGGUAGUUUUAUCUGAAGUAGAAGAUGCACCACUGCCAGAGGAAGACUCGGUAAUGAUGGAUGAUAAUCAGAAGAAAGAGAAAGAAGGUGAAACAAAUGAAUGUCCUUCAGGAAAUGCAGGAAAGCAAAGGGAUGAUGUUAUUGAACAUUUUGAUGAAGUAAUUAAAUGUAAAACCGUGGAGAAUGCAGGCAAAGGUUCUGAAUUUAAGGAGGUUGUAAUGGGAGACUUUGAGUGUGGUGAUGAAACAAAGGAUUCCCAGGAAGGCUCUGUGUUGGAUGAAAAUAGUCAAGUGGAUGAAGAUGGCCUGCAUAGCAUCCAGGAGAGUGAAGAUGACUUUGACUCUGCCCAGGAGGAAUGGGAUGAAGAGGAGAGCUCAGUAGAGUCAGCGAGAGAGAGAACAAGCGAGGACACUGGGAAGGUGACAUCACAGGAGUGCAUCCAGAGUACAUUUUUAAACCACUUUGAAGAAUCAGAUGACGAUGGGGAAGUCAACGAAGCGGCAAAUAAUGUUCUCAUCACCAACAAGUGUAAGGAAAUGCAGGUGCAAGGUAUAGUCAGAGAACCCAGCAGUUCUUCCUCCAUCUAUGGUGAUGCACCCAGCAAUUUCGAAGAUUGUUCGAGUGCUGAAAUUUCUUCAAUUAUUGAUGCGUCAAAUGAAGACUGUACAAAAGAUUCAAGCCAGGAUGAUCAACAAAAUGCAAGAGUCCCUUUUAAACUCGCUCGGAAAACGUCAAAUAUUUCUACUGCCUCCAGUGACAUAUUCGAUGAAGAACUUGACGGACUGCUUGAUGAAGAACUUGACAGGCUGUCAGAAGAAGAAGUUGAAAGCAUUAACAACAAAGUACCUCAAGGGCAGUCCAGUGAUGUAGUAACUGUAAAUGGUAUUGGGAAAAUAGAGCCUUCACAAAGGGAUGAAUCCACAGUGGAAGUCAGUAGAACAGUGGAAAGGACUAAAGAGGAAGGAGAGACCACUGUAAAUAGAGAUGUAGAGAUCACGGUACAAGAUCAGAGUGGGGAAAUAAAUGAAGUAAGCGUGCAUGGCAGUAUGAGUAACACUUCAAAAGAUUCAAAUUAUUUAUCAAAAAUAACUGAGGAAAGUAAAUGUUCAGAGGAAAGCGUUAAGACAUCAAUAUUGGUAACUCCUGAAGAGUGUUUGGAUCAAGUCAGAGACAGUGGAUAUUAUAGUUUACCAGUGUCACCCAAACCAGGUGUUGCUGUGAGGCCGAGUGAAGCGGCCGAGGAAGGAGUGCAGUUGGCCAGUGAUUCCUUUGCAGACAGCGAGGAGGAAGGAAUGGUAACGCCUCCCAAUGAAGUCUUGCCGGUCGUAGAUGAAGCUGUGGUGCCCACAAGCAAAAUAAGAGAAGAGAAAGAAAAUGUUUUGGACAGUUCUGUUAAUAAUGAAUCCAACAUACUAUAUCAAUCGUGUAAUGAAAAUCAAGAAGCCGAGAUAGAAAAUGUCGACAAACUUGCCAAACAAGUAUCAAAGGCAAGUGAAGAGGGCAGUCAAGAUAUCUCGGUAGAAAUGCAAAUAAAUAGUAAGCCUGUGUAUCCUAAACUUAACAUUGGCAAAGAUGUAACUACAGCCGAGCCAAAAGAUGGAAGUGCCUCUCCGAGAGGCGGUUCUACCCCAACUAGGCACUCAAGGCACAAGUCCCCGUUGGUGGAGUGUGAAAACAAACAGCAGAGCGAGGAGAGCCUACUUAGCCCUGACCCGGUGGGAGACAGGUUCCUGGAGCAGGCUGUCUUUGUAUCCCACCAAGAAGCUGAAGCGCGGUUAGCCCAGCGAAGAGCGGCACGAGCAGAGGCGAGGGAGCUGAGACUGCGAGAACUAGAGAAACUACAACAGGAUCAAGAAAAUGAUGAGGAGAAACAGUUUGGAACUCCGACCUAUCCAGAGCCUUCGCCAAGGUCAGGGGUGACUGGGAGAACCAGUGUGCGGACAGCAGGGAUCAACAGCACAGGCCAGUACUCUAGGAGAUCCUCAGAAGACUCCAACGAUGAGUCUUUACCAGCUAACGUUAGGGAGAUGAGAGCAGAAUUGAAAGAGCUUGAUGAGAAGUUCCGCAAGGCCAUGAUUACCAAUGCUCAACUUGAUAAUGAAAAAGCAACACUAACUUAUGAAGUUGAAUUAAUGAAGGACAAGUAUACUGAACUAGAGGAGACACACACACAGUUAACGAAGGAACAUCGUAAGAAAUGUACCGAAUAUGAACAACUUAGGAAAGUAUCAACAAAAUUACAAGAAGAAGUGAAAGCCCUUCGUAGUUUGUUACAAGAACGGGAUCAGUUGAUACAGGAGUAUGGCUUGGUUGUGGUAGGAGAAGAUGAGGAGAAUGGUGAGGAGGUAGAAUCUGAAAAGGAAGAUGUUGACGAUUUAUCACCUAGAAAAAUUUUUGUUAAGAAAGCCUUAAUUUCACAAGAAGCGGCGGAAUUAUUGGCAAAGGGCGCUGCUAAAGGCUCACUAGAUGUAAGGUUAAAGAAGUUUGGUGAAGAAAAAAACGAUUUAGAAGAUCAAGUUAGAAGGUUGAAAUUAGAGCUUGAAGAAGAGCAAAACAAGAAUAGAAGAAGAGAAAACGGUUUAGACUAUGAAAAACAAAAGGAACAAAGCAAAACUGUAAACGAAUAUAAGUUUAGAGUACAGAAGGCAGAAGCGGAAGUAUCAACAUUACAGGCCAAUGAUAUUGGAGAAGGUGACUCAUCAGAUGAUUUGCAUAGCUGGAGAGCAGUUAUGUUGUCUACUGUCUUAAAGGUGGCCCGGCUGGAUGCUCUGUCCACACGUUAUAAGAUCCAGUCGGAAGAACUUGAAAAAAGUGAAGAAGAGCUUAAGCUAGAGAAAAGGAAAUUGCAAAGAGAGUUAAGAGAAGCCCAAAGUAGAUUAGAAGAAGUGGAAACCACUAAUAACCAUCUUAUAAAAAGGUUUGACAAGUUAAAAAAUGCAAGAUCUACUUUGCUUAAGGAUUUAUCUCAAGAUCCAGCGUGAGGUGAUGGCCUGGGUGGUGGUCUACCCCUCUGGAAUGUUUCCCGCUGCCAAUAUUCAACUUGUAAGCCACAAUAUAUGGUCAGGGAGUUGAUGUAACGGGUCCAUUGUGUAACGUUUUGUGAUAUGCAAAAUGUGGAAGUGUAGCCAGUUUAACAAGCAGCAACUCAAGUAUUACUCAGUAAACUCAUAAUAGAGCAACACGUCAAGUGGAGUUUCACAUAUUUAGUGAUGCUAAAUGACCUUUGACUAUGGCAAGCUAGUAUGUGAAGGACAUGACUUACAAUAUGGUGACUCCCUAUGUUGAAUAAUGGCAUUAUUACAAGUUGAAGGCUUGCUGAACAUCCCACAACUACUACUACUUAACCACCUCAUUCACUGUGAUGGUUUUAUUACUGAAUGUUUCUCAUUAGCCCAUUUAGCGAACGAAUGCCUCGGUGCCUCUAGCCUUAACAGCCAUUCAAGUUAUCAUACCUCAGGUGAUGCAGCUGCCCUCUCUGCAAAUUUUUAAAAGUGGCAACCCAUCAUCCUAAGCAAACGUCAGUUGUUUCUUCACUGUGACUGUGGCACUAAAGUGCAAACAUCUGAGUUUUCCCAUUUAUGUUUUCUCUCUCUUCUUGGUGGUAUUCCAUUUUUUGUUUAUGCAUAAAAAACCUAGUCUUGCCUCUAUACUUUAUUGCAGUUAUUGGAGUUAAUGAGUGUUAUAAUUGGUUAAAUUUAGUUAAUUGAUGGUAACUCAACCUAAAUGUAAAGAAAUUGGCUUAAGUAUAUAAAUUAGAAAAAUUAUGGUUGCAUUAGGAAGAUGGGCUGCAUGUGGAGACAGUAAAAAAAUGAAACUUUUGCCAAGGUCAAAUUCUGAUACAAAGUGUAUCAUGGUUAAAGUGUUCUUGUGAAACUUUCUCAAGGUAGAGCUUUUUGCUAGCAGGAUGAAGCCAAAGUUGCUGCUGCUGCCAGCUGCCUCUGCUGCUGUCAGCUAAGCUGCUGCUACUGUAUCAGCUGAGCUGAGCUGCAUUUGCUCUUAGCUGAACUGUUGCUGAUGUUGUCAGCUGAACUUCUGCUGUCAAAUUGAACUGCUAAGCUUUAGUUAUGAGUGUUGGGCUCUAUAUUAUAGUGGAUGCCCCAGCUGAUGUGUGAUAGGCUGUUCACAUUGAUGAAUUCUCUAGUACUCUCAUUCACUGUGGCAAAAUUUUGGGUAUACCUUAAUCUCUCUUGACACCACUUGAGCAUCAUUAAAUAUAUCUAUUUAUUUUCAACAUUUUAUAAGAAGUCACUUUUUCAGGUUCUUCCUUUUCAUAUGUCUUAGUUUCUGAUUUACCUUAUUUUUCCAGGACAGCUUUAGGGAUGUUUUUAUAAAUAGAAUUAUAGGUGUGCUGAUUUAUGAUUUAAUAUUUUAUGUUGUACUUCAAUGCACCUUUAUAACCCAGUUAUCUCUUCAGGCUCCCAUUGAUAAAAUAUUUUGUUAGCAUAAAGCUAGGGGUUUUAUUUUGCAAAAAUUUUGGUUAUAACUCAGUCAUAUUAUUUUUUUUGUGUGGAGUGUUUUGAUACUGUUUGAAAGUGUCUUGAAAUAUGUGAUUAUCAUAGAAUUAGAAUUGUGUCGGUAUGGUGUAAUUUGUGCUCCCUCACGAAAUGUACCGGAUGAUUAUUUGUUGUCAAGGUUGUUUAAAAAUGGUUAUUUAUAUGCAGGAGGGCCCCGCUUAUACAGCAGGUUAGGUUCUGGGUUACUGCUGUAAAGUGAAACGUUGCUGCCGCCUGGGGGGCUUCCCCUUCUUUUUCACUUUCAAAUGCAUGUAAAAGCCUGAUAACAUGUUUACAAAAUCAUGUAUUAAGUGAGCAGUAGAGCUUAGGCCUUAAAAAUGCGUAUACGGUACACACAUUACUUACUUUAAAACAUUUUCGUCCUUAGCAUAUAGUGAGCGGCGAAAAUAUUUAUUGUAGAAAGUCUGAAUAAAUGAAGAAUGGAUAUAAUUGAAAACUGCUGCAUUAGUGAAAUGCUGUAAAGUGAAGCACUGUAAAGCGGGGCCUUCCUGUAAUUGUUUAGGAAUAUUUUCUCUUUUGUUAAUGUUUAGUGAGGUGUGUUUAAAGUGAGAGAGCACUGACUGCACCCACGGUAAGUCCUCCCUUUAUAAGCACAAACCAACAUUUGUUCUUCUGAUUUUGUUUUUGCUUUUCUGGCAAGCCCAAGCAUUACUUGAUAGCAGUACCAAAUGUAUUUAUUUCAAACAAUUUUCCCAACGCUGAACAGGAGCACAGUGGACCGUUGUUGCAGUUCCUUCUUUGCUCUUGAGUUUGGCUUGGUCAGCACCUCAGUUAGUCUUCCUGAGGACUUGUGCUACAGCAAAAUGCACUAUUAAAACAUGCAAAUAAAUCUAAUUGUAUAUAUGUUAAAUGUUUUCCCUAGGCAGUAAAUGGUUAUUUCAGAUCCUUCUCUAUACUGCUUUGUGGUUCAUAUUUAUAUAAUAAAUUUUUAUUUAUUUUAUUACAAUUUGUAUUACAAAUAUCUACUUUACUAAAAGAAAAAAGUUCAGUGGGCUUGUUAUUGUUUCCUUCAUAUCUGUUCAGAAAUAAUAAUUAUUGAUUUUUGUUAUUGUCAUCUUUAUUAUUUUUAUAAAAAGAAUAUAUUUGUUCUGGUUUGUGAGGUAAGACAUGAUAAUCUCUGCCAAUGGUAAAGUGAGAAAACCUGAGCCUGACUUAUGUCUCAGAAUUAGUGGCUAAACCCAGUUGUGUGAGAGUCUGGUAGCAUCAUUCUACCAAUAUGUGAGAAACUGCAAAUACAUGUAGAGAAUAUAUAUCCAAUGGUUGUGGUUGGAAACAACUUUACAGGGUCAUUGUACUCUAGCCACUUGUUUUUGAAAGUGGUUAAGAGUGCCACACACCAAGCUAAUAAUUAGUUCCUGCCAGAUAUAGGACUGCAAAGCUAAAAUAUGUUUCCAGUUUUUGCAGAUCCAUUCCUACAUGAGUGAGGAGUACAGUGGGUGUGGAGCCUGCAUAGUGAUAAUUUUAUACAGAAACAGACAGAAUUAUCAAAUUCAUCCUACAAGAGCCUUGGGCAAUAUAAGUGUUUUGGUAUACAGUUUAUAGUCGUUGUUCGGAUUCUGAAUUAUCAUAUUGAAGUCUCGUAUAGUGAUAGAAGUUUGGAGGUGAAUAAAUAUAUUUGGGAUGUUUACAGCUUGACUGAUAUUGUUAUUUAUUAUAUUGUGAUCACUGUUUUAUAGUAAAAAUUAUAUUGCUGUAUAUAUAAUUGGAUCGUGAGGAGCCACACUGGUUGUAGUAUCUUCUAAUAAUUGAGCAGUUUUGCAGGGUUAUGGGCUAUCUCAGAUUGACUUGUUUAUAUAAUGUGCUCAUAACACUUGUUAGAUUAUAAAAAACUAUUUAUUGAAACCACAUUUGUGAUCAAGAAACUAUGAUACUAAAUUGAAGUGAUCUGGGGUAAAUGAGUUAUUACUAGUGGUAUGCAUCUUCGAUAUGAGUAAAGCUAGUUUUGUCUUCCAAUCUUCAUUCCUCAGUGUUUUGUAUUUUUUAAAUUGCUAUGUACUUUAGAAUACAAUACAUUAUAGUGUGGAAAAACUUAUGGCUGUCUAGGAUAGCUAUCUCAAGCACGACUCUUAAGAAUAUUGUGCAUGAGCUUUAAAGACAAUCGAUUAGCUGAAAUCUUCAAAACAAAAAUAUAAAGCUUCUUUAAUAGAAGUAUCCAUAACUAAAGUAUGGCUACUUGAAGACAUACAGGUUAUUUGUUUUUAUCAAUGUGAAUUACAUUUUUUAGUUAUGGAUAGUGACAAUCAAGUCAACAAUAUCCUAGACAGCUAGUCCAGUUGUUAGCAUCAAGCUUUUGUGAAUUCUCUCAAUGCUGUGUACUUAGAGAUUUAUUCAGGUAAGAGUCUGCAGUAUAUUUAAAAGUAUAUGCAGAUGAGUUCUGUAACAUUGCCUUUUUUUUUUUCCUUGCUCUCAUGUGCCAUACACUGAAUUCCCUAAAUCUGAUAAAAAGCAUGGGUGACAUCUAACAAGUGUAUAGAGAGUAAGUCAGCAGUGUGGAAUGAUAGCCACCACUAACAUUACUCAUGGAAAGCUAGAAGUGCAUGUACAGUGUUGCUUUGUUGAAAUGAAAAUUUAUUGCCUAUCAUAACUACAGCUAGUUUUUUUGCUAUAUAGAAGUUUCUUAUAGCUAAAGAUAAAAAUUUAUGUGCUUCAUCGAGUUAUUUAUUGGUUAGGUGAUUUGGUGAAGUCAUCCACAGUUGCACGUUUACAGCAGUGUUAACACUUUGUGCCAAAAAAAAAUAUAAUGCAGUAGUUAAUUUGAAAAUUUUUUAUUCUUUUAGAUUUCUUGUUACAUAAGUCACACACAACUUAAAAAAUAGUAGGCAAUAGAUUAACUAACUUCAGUUGGUCAUGGAAGAAUAUUUUAUAUGGAUGUAGUCGUCAGUAGGAAUAACUUCUCCACCUUUGGUCUUUGUCCUUCAUUGAAGAAUAUUUUGUUAACUUAGAAACCCUUCACUCUCUUGUAUGAUAGUCUUAAUUUUUUUUUUUUUUCAACGAACCGGCCGUAUCCCACGGAGGCAGGGUGGCCUGAAAAGAAAAACAAGAGUUUUUCUUUUUAAAUUUAGUAAUUUAUACAGGAGAAGGGGUUACUAGCCCCUUGCUCCAGACAUUUUAGUUGCCUGUACUACACACAUGGCUUACAGAGGAAGAAUUCUUUUCCACUUCCCCAUGGAGUAGUCUUUGAUUAUAAUUCUAUAAAAUCUCUUAUCAUGUCUUGCAUUAUCUGUCAGUAGUUUAACUCCUGUUCUUGUCCUGCAAUUUUCUGUUUGCCAGGAAUCUUUAUUCAAUCUUUAUUCCUGUACCAUUUUGACUAUUUAAUGUAGUAUAAUUUGGGGGCCAAUUUGUCUUAAUAACUCUGCUAAUAAUGAAUUGUUAAAUAUAUGUAUUUUCAGGUAUUUAUUUUAUUUAUUAUUGUUAUUGUUAUUUUUCAUUUACUAUAAUUUGACAUGGGAUUGCUAUAUCAGUGUGACGGGAAAAGAAUUUGAAGAAUAUACAAAAUUUUUAAUAUAAAAAAUAUCUUUUUAUAUAUUUCCCACUUAAAUACAUGUAUAGGCAUUGAUGAUACGCAUUUAAACUUAGUAAUUUAUGUCAGAGAUUAAAUAGAGGAAAUACUGAUUUCAUUGUUAAGUACAUUGGGAGAUAAUUUAUGGGUCAGGAGUAUAAUAAUUAGGAGUAUAAUAAUCAGGAGUAUAAUAAUCAGGAGUAUAAUAAUUAGGAGUAUAAUAAUUAGUUUCAGGUGUAGCCAAGAGAGUGAGUGACUCGUCUGUGAGUGUUUUACCGCCAGUAAAUAUUACCAUCAAUGCCAAAUGGCCUAAGCAUUUAAAUGCUUUGUGCAUUACCUCUGAGACUUGUGCAUUUUAUGUCUUUAUUAGACAAAUGUAUAUGACAUGCCAUUGUUAAUUCAGCUGACUUGUAAUAAUAAUAUUGUUUAAUGUGUAGGAUUGAAUCCAGUAAUUACCAUGAAUGGUUUUGUAAACAUUGUAUUGAUCCCUGUAUAAUAUUUCAAUGCUUUAAAUAUAUUUUUGUUUUUUUGCAGUCACUGUAAAUACCAAACAUGAUGCACUUCAAGCAAUAUUUUUUUUAAAACACUUGUAGUAAUAGGGAGGGGGAUUAUUUUGUAUUUGAUGUUGUACAUAUACAGUUGCCCUGUUAUAUAAUUAAAAGCAAUCAUAUAUACAUUAUGUGUGUGUGUGUGUAUGCACGCAUGUGUGCGUGCAUGUGCUCAUACAUAUACACAUAUAUAAUGUAUGUCUAUAUAUAUAAUUUUUUAACACAACGGCAGUCUUCCCUCACACACACACACACACACACACACCAACAUAAACACAUACACACAAACACAUACACACAGACACAUACACAUACAAAUACAAUACAAACACAUACACACAUAUACAAACACAUACACACAAACAUAUACACAUACAAACACAUACACACAAACAUAUACACAUACAAACACACACACACAAACACAUACACAUACACACGGACACACACAGACACAUACACACACACACAUUUUUUUUUAAUUUGGUGGCCAUCUUCUGCCAUGGCAGGGUGACUGAAAGAAGAAAACCUUCACCAUCAUUUAUUCAAUAUCUCUCUUGCCAAACGUGUGCUGACAUCACAAUUCAGAUUACUCUCUGACUGCUGCAUCCCCACUCCUCCUGCAGAGUGCAAGCACUGCCGUUCUCACCUCCAGGACACUAGUUCAGCCAACAGGUUUCCCUGAUUCUCUUCAUAAGUUACCAUACUCACUCCAACAGCACAUCAUGCCAUAAAAAUCACUCGCCUCCACUAACUCUGAUUUAACAUGCUCACACAAGCCUGUUGGAUGUUCAAACCCCUAGCACUCAAAAACUCCUUUACUGCUCUCCCUCUAGCCCUUCCUGGGAGACAGCCCAUGUGUUAAAAACAAACUAGGGGUGACUUACCUGCCAAUGUAAAUUUUGUGAUAGAGGACCUUGAGGGGGCAAUACUUCGUCCACACUAACUCAAAAUGUGAUGGAGUGUCAAGUACUUUAUGGAGCUGUCCAAUGUAAUUGUAAGGUGCUUUAAAUUUGUGAAUGAGCAGUUUUCUGGCUUUGUAUGUAGGUUGGGAAUGACCUGAUACAGUAUUUGGCUUUUAUGUAUAAAUUUGUGAAUGGCUUGAUUGUACAGAGUUAAAGGUGUACAUAAUGCUCUAUUUCACCUUGUGUAAAGAAAAACAUGAAUUAAAUUAAUACUGACUUUA